Molecule: messenger RNA, 3032 nt
Organism: Prinia subflava (tawny-flanked prinia)
Lineage: Eukaryota; Metazoa; Chordata; Aves; Passeriformes; Cisticolidae
Gene: PARD6B
Product: par-6 family cell polarity regulator beta
Exons: 3
Coding region: 137-1252 (371 amino acids)
Biological process (GO): establishment or maintenance of cell polarity; regulation of cellular localization; centrosome cycle
Cellular component (GO): nucleus; cell cortex; apical plasma membrane
Molecular function (GO): protein binding
Source: RefSeq, a predicted model, not a curated record
CCGGCCGCGCUGAGGGCGGAGGCGGCGGAGCGGCCGCGGCUGCCGGGGGCUCUUGGCUGGGCCGCGCCGCUGCCCGUCCCGCAGCGCUCCGGCGGAGAGAGGAGCGAGAGCAGCGGAGGCAGCGACCGCGUGCGGCAUGAACCGGGCUCAGCGCGGGGCCGCGGGCAGCCGCGGCCUGGGCACCAUGGAGGUGAAGAGCAAGUUUGGGGCAGAAUUUCGCCGAUUUUCCCUGGAGAGAUCCAAGCCUGGGAAGUUUGAGGAGUUCUAUGGCUUGCUGCAGCACGUGCACAAGAUCCCAAACGUCGAUGUCCUGGUGGGAUACACGGACAUCCACGGGGACCUGCUGCCUAUCAAUAAUGAUGACAAUUACCACAAAGCAGUUUCUACAGCCAAUCCUCUGCUCAGGAUUUUCAUUCAGAGAAAAGAAGAUGCAGACUACAGUGCCUUCGGGACGGAUACCAUGACCAGGAAGAAGAACGUCUUGUCCAACGUGCUACGUCCAGAUAACCACAAGAAGAAGCCCCACAUUGUCAUUAGCAUGCCCCAGGACUUCAGGCCCGUGUCGUCCAUCAUAGACGUGGACAUUCUGCCUGAGACGCACCGCAGGGUGCGGCUCUACAAGUACGGAACCGACAAACCCCUGGGCUUCUACAUCCGCGACGGCUCCAGCGUCAGGGUCACCCCGCACGGGCUGGAGAAGGUGCCCGGCAUUUUCAUAUCCCGGCUGGUGCCCGGGGGGCUGGCGCAGAGCACAGGCCUGCUGGCUGUCAACGACGAGGUGCUGGAGGUCAACGGCAUUGAGGUGUCGGGAAAAAGCCUCGAUCAAGUUACAGACAUGAUGAUUGCAAACAGCCGCAACCUGAUCAUCACCGUCAGACCCGCCAACCAGAGGAACAACGUGGUGAGGAACAGUCGGACUUCGGGCAGCUCCGGCCAGUCCACCGAGUCCAGCCUGCCCAGCAGCACUCCAAACCUUCUGGGAAGCCUGCUGCAGGAGGAGGAGAGCGAUGAAGAGGACAUUAUUAUUGAAGACAGUGGCGAGCCGCAGCAGAUCCCAAAAGCGGCACCUACCAGCGAAAGCAUAGAAUCCUUAUCACAAAUUGAACUCCUCCACGAGUCCACACAGAAUGGAUUCCUUCCUUCCAGCGAGAUGGACUUGAAUCACUCCGCAGGCAGCAUUAGCAUGGAGUAUGAUGUACCAGAGCCAGGGCGUAAGUCCUUAGAAGAAGAUGGAACAAUAAUAACGCUAUGAAAUAACGUUGGUGUGCUUUGUAUAAGUAAGGAUGCCAUACGUGUUUUAAUUGGGCUUAAUAAGUAACACAUUUUAUACCUCUCCAUCUACCAAGCACUGCAGUUAGAUUAAAAGGAGGGAAAAAAGUAAAUUCGAGAAAUUCAAAAUUACAUAAGUUGACUAACUUCAUUAAUUCUGCACUUCAGUGUAAAUAAUUCACAAAGCUGGACGAUAAUUGAUAAAUAGCUGAAACUGAAUGAGAAAAUUUAAAUUGAAAAUGAAGGAUAGCUAAGAGAUGGCUGUGAGCUUUCUUUUCAAGGUACUUGAUUUUUAUUAUUUUUUUAAUGCCAUAUACUACUGGUUGUAUAGAAGUAAACUUCCUUACGUGUGAGGCUGACCGUCUCAUGGACUGUGGUUUCAUGUUCCUCUGAAGUGCUGCUUACGUGUGAUGGAGCUGCUGCAGCCCCUCGCUCCUAUCCUGGCUGCUGCUCUGCUGGCAGAGCUGUGCAUGGCUCCGAGCAGGGGAGAACUGGAGAAAGCAGAGGUGGGCUGGGGGGAGAUGGGGAGGCUGGUCUGGUCCUGGCUGGCACAGGGACACCAGGGCUCUGUGGGCAGCACCUGCACUGGGGCUUUGGAGGUCACUGUUCCUUUGGGAGUGAAUGUGCAACCACAGGCUCGUUAGUCAGGCACCAUUACUGGUUUUAAUGGCCAGGCAAGCUUACUUUUAAUGACUCUGAUUUUGAAAUUCAAAUGUGAAAGUCUUAACACUAAUGCAUCAGACCUGUUCUCAUUCUAGUUUGCAAUAUUUAAGAAUAUCAUUGGAUUUAGUUACUAAUCCCAGUAAGUUACAAACAAAUCAAAUGUAAACUUAAUGCUAUGGAAAUAGCAUAGCAUAAUCUCUGUUAAAAUUGCAGUCCUAGUAGAAGCUGUAAAGAUUUCUACUAGAACAGGUUUGUUGGAAUGAUUCUGGAUUAUAUAAAAGUGACUUUCUUCAAACCUGAACAAGUUAGAACAGUCAAAGUUAAAUCCCUGGAUUAAAAACAGUUUUAAAUCAGAAUGAGGCUUUACUACACCUUGUUUGAGCCAUGUGAUAUGAAGUUAUUCAUUGUUGGGCACUGCUCUGUAAAUGCAGGUCAUUUGUGCCCCUGGCUGGGUGUUGUGGAUAUCCCAGUGUUGCUCUGUGUGAAAACGCUGCUGAAAGUCCUGAUGCUGCAAGGGCAGAGGUGUGUGUGUAACCACUGCACCCACUGGGACAGCUGCAGAGGAGGCUUCUGGCAUUGUUUUUGUCCUUCCCCUUUUUGUAUCUCCUGCUUUACCCCUUUGGCCCUUGGUUCCCAGCCUGACCCCUUUGGGAACAGAAGAAGAGCUGGGGACUAACAGGACUGGGGAGAGGGAUCUCUGCAGGGAUCCCGUGGCCUGUGUCAGCCUGUCGGGAGGAGCAGGGUGCUACCAGUUGUGUCCUGUGUCCUGAGCUCCCCAGAACAGCAGCCAGGUGCUUGGGAGCCUGUUCCACCCUCUGGGAAGAUGUGAUGAGUGGGAAGGGAGACUGACCCCUUUCUUUUUUUCUCCUCAGUCUAGUUGAGGAAAAUCUACCUCUGGUAACUUCACUAACAGGAGACCAACUGUAAUUUAAUGAUAGAGCAUCUGUAAUAGUCGUUGCAGACUGUGAGAGGCUGAACCUGUGUUUGUUUCAGGUUUUUGUGAUGAUGCAAACACUGCUGCAGAAACAAAUCCCUGCUGUUUGAUGUUACAAAGUGCACAUUUGAAAUUAGUAUCUGAUGAGCAGUCACUUUCUCAAACC